AUGACGAUCCUUCUCAAGAAGCGGUUUUUCAUGGUGGAGGUCGGCGACUUUAUGCCCUUCCUCUCUGGAUCCAAGGGCAUAAUAACCGGUUCCUCACCCCAGCCAAUUCCACAAUUGCCAGCAGAAACGGCCAUAAAAGGGGCCAGAAGACGAAUUGGCCAAUUUCACUUCAGAGACGGAAAGUUUCGCAAUAAAAGACAAACAUGUCACUCUACAUGA
This is a messenger RNA of Bursaphelenchus okinawaensis, 219 nucleotides long. Lineage: Eukaryota; Metazoa; Nematoda; Chromadorea; Rhabditida; Aphelenchoididae. The record is from the annotation of a GenBank genome assembly.